Messenger RNA from Diceros bicornis minor, 1022 nucleotides. RefSeq names its product endonuclease G (gene ENDOG). Gene Ontology annotation, biological process: apoptotic DNA fragmentation. Gene Ontology annotation, molecular function: metal ion binding; nucleic acid binding; single-stranded DNA endonuclease activity. The record is from RefSeq and is a predicted model, not a curated record. NCBI's taxonomy places the organism in Eukaryota, Metazoa, Chordata, Mammalia, Perissodactyla, Rhinocerotidae. The transcript is spliced from 3 exons. The coding region runs from base 63 to 965 and encodes 300 amino acids. Gene Ontology annotation, cellular component: mitochondrial inner membrane; nucleus.
GGUCGGCGCCGCGGGUCGCCCUGCCUCACCCUCCACCCGCGCUGCGGCCCUGCUCCCCGGCCAUGCAGGCGCUGCGGGCCGGGCUGAUCCUGGCGCUGGGCGCGGGGCUGGGCGCGGCCGCCGAGAGCUGGCGGCGGCGGCGGCGGGCGGACGCGCGGGCGGCACCGGGGCUGCUGGGCCGGCUGCCCGUGCUCCCCGUGGCGGCGGCGGCCGACCUGCCCGCCCUGCCCGGGGGCCCGGCGGGCGGCGGCCCCGGCGAGCUGGCCAAGUACGGGCUGCCCGGGGUGGCGCAGCUCAAGAGCCGCGAGUCGUACGUGCUGUGCUACGACCCGCGCACCCGCGGCGCGCUCUGGGUGGUCGAGCAGCUGCGGCCCGAGCGGCUCCGCGGCGACGGCGACCGCCGCUCGUGCGACUUCCGCGAGGACGACUCGGUGCACGCGUACCACCGCGCCACCAACGCCGACUACCGCGGCAGCGGCUUCGACCGCGGCCACCUCGCCGCCGCCGCCAACCACUGCUGGAGCCAGAAGGCCAUGGACGACACCUUCUACCUGAGCAAUGUCGCGCCACAGGUGCCCCACCUCAACCAGAACGCCUGGAACAACCUGGAGAAGUACAGCCGAAGCCUGACCCGUGCCUACCAAAACGUCUAUGUCUGUACGGGGCCGCUCUUCCUGCCCAGGAUGGAAGCUGAUGGGAAGUCCUAUGUGAAGUACCAGGUAAUCGGCAAGAACCAUGUGGCAGUGCCCACCCAUUUCUUCAAGGUGCUGAUCCUGGAGGCGGUGGGCGGGCAAAUCGAACUCCGCUCCUAUGUGAUGCCCAACGCCCCUGUGGACGAGGCCAUCCCGCUGGAGCGCUUCCUGGUGCCCAUCGAGAGCAUUGAGCGGGCCUCAGGGCUGCUCUUUGUGCCAAAUAUCCUGGCGCGAGCAGGCAGCCUGAAGGCCAUCACUGCAGGCAGCGAGUGAGGGCGGCAGCCCAGCCAGACUGGGGGAUGGCUUGUAUUAAAGGUGGUUAUUUUUGGA